AUGUUGCAUAGGCGUAGAACGUCUGUAGGCAUUCGGAGGGGGAACACGGCCGAUGAGGUGAAAAUAGCUGCGCUUCGUGGGGCGAUUUUGCCCGAGAUGAACAACGGCCUGCAGCGAGUUGGUCACACGAUUGUCGUCUACAAGCAAGACUUGUACCUUUACGGCGGCUACGGGCCUAAAAAUACCUACUCAAGUUGCAUCUUUUGUAACGUUAAAAUGACCUUGCAAUGGAAAGAAAUUCGUGGUGUCGGUGUGGUUCCAAGUGGGCGUGCCAACCACAGUGCCAUCAUGCACGAAAAGAGGAUGAUUAUUUUUGGAGGGCACCGAAAUUUAGAGGUUUUUGACGAUAUGUACCUUGUUAACCUUGAAACAAUGAGGUGGGAGAAGGUCAACUACGAGCGAGCUCAGGGGCCUGGUCCUGUUUUUUCACAUGCGGCGGUGUACGUGCCGCCCACUCAGACAAUGAUCGUUAUUGGAGGAUUUCAUCAGCGUCAGCAUAACAUGUACAUUGCACAUUCCUUUGAUAUUAGACACCGAGUGUGGACUGGAAUUCGUGGACCGGACUCUGUGGACCCGCUUCAUGUUCAAAUGUGUUGUGCGGCGUAUAACACUUCUUCAAGCUCCAUUAUUGUCGUUGGGCUUGUGGAGAGGGAUGUCUUGCUGAGUUCUUCCCGUGAAAUACCCAGUGUGUUCAAGAUGAAUGUUCAUUCCGGGGUGUGGGUGGAGGUCAAUACGCCAGUCUCCCUGGAUUCCCCUAUCCCUUUCCGCAUCAGUGGCGUGUGGGAUUAUUUUCUCCGGGAAAUGAUUAGUAUGGGGGGCGUCUAUGAGGAUUUGUGCGAGGAGUGGUUUUUCCCACUGGUUUUAGCCCCUAUUGAGAAUUUUAUCUUUCGGAAGAAAUUGGAAAGGAUUUCUUCUGGAGCAGCGACCGAUACGAAAACGCGGUCAAGGACAAGGAUGGCCAGCUACGGGUUUUUCAGGCUGCAGUUGUGUGAUAUGACGUGGUCCAUCAUCCCCGUAAAUUUCCCCAGGCGUGUGGUGUCGGAAUUGACAGCGCGCAGGGCUUCAAGGUCCGGCUCCUUGGCAAACCCACAACCAUUUAGCAGACGGCCCAAGAAAGUUCCCCUGCGGGAGAAUAAACGAACAAUCCCGUUCUUUUCGGUCGGGGGUGUUUCACGUUUUCAGCGGAAGUACGCCUUCGCGGUGACGGACGCCUCCGAUACGCGCGAAGGACGUACCGGCUCAAAACUCAUCGCCAUGCACGGUGGCGUUACUACGGAGGAUUACGUUAUGUUUCUUUUCACCCCGAUCUUAAAGAAGCGAACGACGUCCGUUCCCACCUCUUCAGACUCUUUUUUUACCAUCAGUGAAGCCGAUUCGUGUACCUACUCACAAUACUCACGUUGUGGCGGCAGCACGGAUCAGUCCAGCAUGGGGUGGGAUGAUGAUCAAAGUUUCUCUGGGAGCGAUAUUUUUCGCAUUAUCUCAGGCGAAAAGAAAGUGGAGAAAUUGUCCUCCCGUGACGAUAUUGCGGAUUCCAACAUCAUGGUGGGCCGAGCGCAUCGCAUCGGGAGUGACCCCACCCUGCUGCCGCUGCUGCCAAGCAUCCGUGAUUAUAAAAAUUCGCAGCGCUUCGCGCUCCUCUAUCAUCCUUUGAGUGCCGUUCAUAGUGAGAAACUUUUGCCCGAUCCGACAUGCCCUGUCGCCGUGCUGAGCAACGAAUCCGAAGUGAAGACAUGGGCGGAGAACUUCUACGCGGGGACGAGGCAGUGGAUCGCCGCGAAACUGGAUGUGACGCGGAGGGAAGAAAAGGGAGCACGUCGCAAGAAAAAGGGAAAGGAAUCCUCUCGGACAGCGAUGGAGGAGAGUGACGAAAUUUCCUCCAGCAGCGAAUCGGAGAAGACGAAAGACUCGGGUGGAACACAGCUGUCGAUCAUGCCAUCACCCUUGUACUCAACGACGGUGCAAUCGUCCGUGACGAAGCCGAAGGACUUUUUUCUUGACAAAAAUUUGGAGGUUUUUGAUUUUAACAACUUAGAGGUUCGAAGGACAUCGUAUAACAAAAAUUCACCCUUUCUAUUGCCUGGUGAGAUGCCUGAGAAAUUUAGUAGGCUGCGUAUGUCAGCUAGGCGGAGACAAGCGGUUCAACGAACUCCCUCGACAGUGUUUCAGCGAUUCUCUCUGGGGCAUAUCACAGAUGAUGGUGGAACCACUGCGUUUCUCCUCAUGACUUCUGCUCUCGCGCGCUUUAAUGACGGGUCGUAUGAGUCGGCACGGCAAAGGGCACUUAUUCGAUGGCGGUAUCUUCGUGUGAUGGUACUGAACGGUGAGGCGUACUUCAUUAUGCAUCGAGUUAACCAAGAAGAGACAAGAGUGCGUGGGGUUGACGUUUCAACCACUUCAAUGCUUACACUCGCACCGGAAUUACGCACCAAAGGGUUGAAUAGUAACAAAGUUUUUACCAGACCCAUCCCAUAUACCGUCCCAGCUAAGUCCAGCAUUGCACUUCGGUCAUCUGAAGUUACACCAAGCGGACUUGUGGCGUAUCACUGCAUCAACAAUAUCAAAUAA
This is a messenger RNA of Trypanosoma cruzi, 2568 nucleotides long. RefSeq lists its product as uncharacterized. The record is from RefSeq and is a predicted model, not a curated record. The transcript has a single exon. Gene Ontology annotation, molecular function: protein binding. The coding region runs from base 1 to 2568 and encodes 855 amino acids. NCBI's taxonomy places the organism in Eukaryota, Euglenozoa, Kinetoplastea, Trypanosomatida, Trypanosomatidae.